Molecule: messenger RNA, 489 nt
Organism: Ramularia collo-cygni
Lineage: Eukaryota; Fungi; Ascomycota; Dothideomycetes; Mycosphaerellales; Mycosphaerellaceae
Exons: 1
Coding region: 1-489 (162 amino acids)
Source: RefSeq, a predicted model, not a curated record
AUGAGCCUCGAAGCUGCCCUCCAACAGCUCCGCGAGCGGCCGAAGAUCAGCGGAUGGGCCACUUCACUACAAAUCACUUGCGGAGCCCUGUGKAAGGCUCUCGCAAACAAGGAUCCCCUUGCGCAGAGUCUGGUGGAGGAGUUCUGUGCCAUGCUUCACCAAGAUGACAGCUUCGAUGUUGCGCGGUUCGCAAUACCAGAACUCCGCGGAUUCACGGAUGGGCCCCUCUCCGUAGCCCAGCGGCGCAUCCUCGAGCUUACGAGUGACCUGCACCAAAAGAUACGCGAUCAGAGUGCCGUCACCCAGGACGACUUCGACAGCCAGCUCUAUCGUGAGGAGAAGGACAUCUUGCUAGAUGCGGAGGUGAAUCGCGCCAGCCUACUCAUCCACAGCAGCGGCGCGCUGGAUCCAGCGAGCGCCGAAGACAUUCGGAGAUGGUUGGAUCAGSGACCAGGCAGGAGAGAUGCAGGCGAAUUUGCGGCAAAGUGA